AUGGCAUCUCUCAAAGGGCCCGGAGAACGAGAAGCAUACGAUGGCACCGGACUUCGCAUUGCCAUUGUCCAUGCUCGCUGGAAUACCACCAUCAUCGAUGCCCUCGUAUCCGGAGCGUACAACAGUCUCAUUUCAUCCGGGGUCUCAAAGGACAAUAUUGUCAUCCAGAGCGUGCCCGGUAGCUAUGAAUUGCCAAUUGCAGUUCAAAAUAUAUACCGAGCAUCCCACGUCCAAGCCGCCGCAAGUUCUACUACAGGCGACAUCGCCGCAACCGACCUCCUGUCCUCAUCGACGAGCGACCUGACACAACAAGCCACCACCAGAACAACCGCAGCUUCGACGGCACCAUUCGAUGCCGUCAUCGCCAUUGGCGUGCUCAUCAAGGGCGAAACAAUGCACUUUGAGUACAUUGCCGAUGCUGUGUCGCACGGGUUGAUGAAGGUGCAGCUGGACGCCGGUGUCCCCGUUGUCUUUGGGCUUUUGACGCUGUUGACUGAAGAGCAAGGUCUGGAGCGCGCUGGGUUGGGAAGUGGUAAGAAGCAUAACCAUGGCGAGGACUGGGGUCAUGCCGCUGUGGAAUUGGCUCUGAAGCGGAAGGGGUGGGCUGAAGGUAGGAUCGUUUCUUAA
This is a messenger RNA of Talaromyces atroroseus, 627 nucleotides long. RefSeq names its product 6,7-dimethyl-8-ribityllumazine synthase. NCBI's taxonomy places the organism in Eukaryota, Fungi, Ascomycota, Eurotiomycetes, Eurotiales, Trichocomaceae. Gene Ontology annotation, molecular function: 6,7-dimethyl-8-ribityllumazine synthase activity. The record is from RefSeq and is a predicted model, not a curated record. Bases 1 to 627 code for a protein of 208 amino acids. Gene Ontology annotation, biological process: riboflavin biosynthetic process. Gene Ontology annotation, cellular component: riboflavin synthase complex; mitochondrial intermembrane space; intracellular anatomical structure. The transcript is spliced from 3 exons.